AUGACCGACCAAGUCAGCCUGGCCCGCAACUUCGAGCGGGUCCCGAAAUUAAUCGGUAUGGAAAACUUCACGGUAUGGCGUCAACGGAUCGUCUUGGCGCUCUCCAUGUCCGGUGCUACCGGCUUCGUCGACCCCAAGGCGCAACUUCCGGAAGAGGAGGAGGAUAUGGAGGAGUGGGAUGUCACGGACAAGAAACUGGCGGCUGCCAUUUUGACCACCCUGGAUGAGGAGAUCCUCACGGCACACAUCGACUUGCUGGAUUCCACAGGGCCGUUCCGGGCGCGGUCCAUUUACCUCGACCUGGCCAGCAUCUACGGAACGUCGGGGCCACAGUACUCAUUUGCCAAGGGGAGGCAGUUCAUCGACAACAAAUGCGGCGAGGCGGACAACGUCGAAAACUGGGUCAAUCAAGUCCAGUCGCAGUAUCGGGAGCUGAAAGUACUCGAUUUCAACCUCGAUACGCUCCUCAUCAACGUCCUCCUCAACGGGCUACCCUCGCGCUUCGCGGCCUUCGUCGAUUCGGUAUGGACCACCGACAGCCACCUCACCGCCGAGGCCCUGAAGAUCAAAAUUCUUCAGGUCAACUCCGGUCAGCUCAAUCGG
Molecule: messenger RNA, 603 nt
Organism: Dioszegia hungarica
Lineage: Eukaryota; Fungi; Basidiomycota; Tremellomycetes; Tremellales; Bulleribasidiaceae
Exons: 1
Source: RefSeq, a predicted model, not a curated record